Messenger RNA from Zea mays, 1637 nucleotides. RefSeq names its product peroxidase 2. Gene Ontology annotation, biological process: response to oxidative stress; hydrogen peroxide catabolic process. The record is from RefSeq and is a predicted model, not a curated record. The coding region runs from base 333 to 1316 and encodes 327 amino acids. The transcript has 2 exons. Gene Ontology annotation, molecular function: heme binding; peroxidase activity. NCBI's taxonomy places the organism in Eukaryota, Viridiplantae, Streptophyta, Magnoliopsida, Poales, Poaceae.
CAAUGCGCUAGCUCGCUCAAACCAGCAGCAGUUGCAACCAGUCUAUGGUGUAGCAUUAAUUAGCAGUAACCUCCCAAAUCAUCGUUUCAGUAGUUAAAAUUUGCAUACAUUAAUUAUUCAGACACACAGAACAGACCUAGCUCUCCCUAGAGAUGCAUGCAUGCGUUAAUUAGCAACGUGUCGCUUGUUCUCCUCGCGUCAUUUUCUAUAAAUACCCGGGAUGGAGUCAGCAUCAUCAAAUAACACUCCAUCCAUUCAUCGUCGUUCACGUACGCACAGAAUACACAGCUUAAUUUGAGUAGCUCACACCGCGCGCCGAUCCAGACGUGGCAAUGGCGGCGACCUCGUCAGCCGCCUUAGUGACCAUGGUGGUGGUGAUCGCUGCAGCUGCGAUCAGCACGGCUUCCGGCACGGCACUACUGCAGUACAACUUCUACGGCUCGUCGUGCCCAAAAGCCGAGGAGGCGGUCCGCAACGCCACUCAGAAGAUCAUCUCCGACGACCCCACCAUGGGCGCCGCCUUCGUGCGCCUCUUCUUCCAUGACUGCUUCGUCAGGGGCUGCGACGCUUCCAUCCUGCUCGACCAGUCCAACAGCAACCCGCAGCCGGAGAAGCUAGCCAUCCCGCUACGCGGCUACGCGCAAGUGAACACGAUCAAGGCGGCCGUGGAGGCCGUCUGCCCCGGCGUCGUCUCCUGCGCCGACAUCCUCGCCUACGCGGCGCGCGACUCCGCGGCCGCCUCCGGCGGCUUCGCCUUCGCCAUGCCGGGCGGCCGGCGCGACGGGUCCGUGUCCAACCUCAACGACAUUCCCGGGAACCUCCCUGCCCCGAACAUGCAGGUCCAGGACCUCAUCGCCAGCUUCGGCAGCAAGGGCCUCAGCGCCGCCGACCUGGUGGCGCUCUCCGGCGCGCACUCCUUCGGCCAGACGCACUGCUCCUUCGUCACGCCCCGGCUGUACCCCGCCGUGGACGCGACCAUGAACGCCACCUUCGCCGCGGCGCUCAAGGCGGUGUGCCCGCCGCCUUCGCAAGGCGGGGGCGGCACCGUGCUCAACAACAACCGUGUGACGGACCCCAACAAGCUGAGCAACCAGUAUUACACCAACUUGGCCACCGGGCAGGUCAUGUUCACGUCGGACCAGACGCUGACCAGUAGCAACACCACCAACAAGAUGGUGCAGGACAACGCUGCCGAUCCGAUCGCGUGGAUGGCACGGUUCGCGGGGGCCAUGCUGAAGAUGGGAGGCAUCCAGGUGCUCACCGGCACCCAGGGUGAGAUUAGAAGAGUCUGCGGCGCCACCAACGGCGGCAACUAAAAACUCGCAAAUAAGCAAGAUCCACCACUAUCACCUGUUUCCACCACUGUUAUUCUUGCAUUGCAUAGAUGAGUUUUGAUCCCUUUUGGCUUCAUUAAUUCUAAGCUCUUGUUGCUUCACAAGAUGUGGUGCAUAGAUUUUAAUCUGUUUCUAGUGUACCUCUAUUUUGUAUAGGAUGUGUUUGGUUGCCUAGACCAGACUGAGCCUGGCUCAGGGAGAGGAUCAGGCUCAAAGAAACCCGCAUGUACAGAGCCAAUCCAAAAUAUUUGUUUGUCUGGACAAAAUCAACCAGGCCCAUAUGACACAUUGUUUGAUUCUCAA